Messenger RNA from Symbiodinium natans, 423 nucleotides. The record is from the annotation of a GenBank genome assembly. Lineage: Eukaryota; Dinophyceae; Suessiales; Symbiodiniaceae.
AUGAAGAAGUUGGGAACGCCGAAGGCUGUGCGCAACUUCUUUGAUGGGGGCAAUCGCAGAGGUGAGAUAGGCGAGUACAAAGAGGAGCUGAACCACAGCAACAAGGAUCGAAAGAAAGAGGCUCUGAAGAAGGUCAUUCAGGCCAUGACCUUGGGCAACGAUGUGUCUUCGCUUUUUCCCGACGUCGUGAAAUGCAUGCAGACGAACAGCUUAGACCUGAAGAAGCUGGUGUACCUGUACGUGAUCAACUACGCCAAGGCGCAGCCCGACUUGGCCAUCCUCGCCAUCAAUGCUUUCCGCACGGAUGCGAACGACCCGAACAAUCCUCUGCUGCGUGCCCUUGCGGCCGGAGCCUCUGUGCUGCCACGUUGGGCUCGUUGUCUCAUUGUGCAUCUGUGUCUUUUCGUACGUUGUCGUAUAUAG